CCAAGCAUAACUGUAAAGUAGAUUUUAAACAUAUACUGUUAUUGAAAGGAAUAUGAAUUACUUCUUCAUAUUUAUGUUAUCUGCGUAUUUUCUUAUAGUGCAAGGCAAACCAAUGGAUACACAAACCUGGGAGAAUGAAGAAAACUGCGGAUUAACAAUGUACGACAACGGCACCUUCAAGUUAACAAAACGUGGAAACCGCAAAGUCGCAGCGGGAGAGUUUCCUUGGUUAGUUAGAAUUGGGGUGAUCGAUGUCGAGGCAAAUGAACCAGUUUUCCACUGCGAAGGUGCUCUGAUUCACAGGCAAAUUGUGAUAUCAGCGACUGACUGCGGUACUGUUAAUCAAGUGGCGAGAGUAGGAGAGAACAAUAUAGACGAAAACGUCGAUUGCGAAUUAUCUGUAUGCCCUCCACCUCCUCAAGACAUCAAGAUACGGAAACACACAGUCGCUGAUAAUUCUAACGACUCCGGAAAAAGCGAAAUCUCAAUAAUAGAACUCGAAGCACCAGUCGAAUACAAUGAUUUCGUUCGGCCCAUUUGUCUUUCACAAGAGGACAUACCUUUACCAAACAUAAAAGCGCAGCGUGGCACUGGCGCCAAAUGGGGAUGGGGUGAUACGCUUCCGGGAUUGCCAUACGUGAAUAAUGCAACGUCUUCCAGAAGCCUUAUCCACGUGAAGACACAUGUCUUGGACAAAGAGGAGUGCCGUAAGUCAUACGUCCCAGAAUUAGAUGAGGACCAUUACUGCGUGGAAUAUCCACAAGAAGAGCCUUGCGCGGUGCCCUUAGGUGCACCGUUGAUCGCCUACAAAGAAGUGAAAGGGGUGAAUCGAGCGUUCCUGGUGAGUGUCGCGUCCCACAAUCAAUCGACGUGCAAAACGGCUGAAACCCGUCCUGUUGUUUAUAAACGUGCCGGUAGGUUUAUAUUCUCAUGUAUUUUCAAUGCAAUAAGUAAUUUAUUUGGUAAAUGAAAAAUUGUAUAA
Molecule: messenger RNA, 982 nt
Organism: Anoplophora glabripennis (Asian longhorned beetle)
Lineage: Eukaryota; Metazoa; Arthropoda; Insecta; Coleoptera; Cerambycidae
Product: serine protease easter-like
Exons: 5
Coding region: 53-970 (305 amino acids)
Biological process (GO): proteolysis
Molecular function (GO): serine-type endopeptidase activity
Source: RefSeq, a predicted model, not a curated record